GGAGCGUGAACAAUGAAGAAGAGGUGAAGCCGGAAACUUGUCUGGUGGUGAAGCCUGUCCCCUGUGAGAAUGGCAUCCUGGGGAAGUAACAGCUCUGUUGUCUCCGAAUGGCCAUCAUGUUGAAUUCAGUUCACUGUAUAACAGGAAAACCUAAUGUCCACACCUUAGACAUGGAAGGCGAGGAGGACCAGAAUUUAGCAAAAAUACUCUGGCGGAAUUUUUUGGAACCAAGGAUGAAAUACACAUUUCCACAAACAGAAGCGCAGGAGAUUGGCUGGAUAACUACUCCAUUGAUAGGCACAGAUCUGAAGGAUCGGAGACUGAAUUUUCAUCGUCGUAGUAAUGAAAUUACGAAAUUCAUGGCACAGUCCUCCCAUCGAAAAGAAAAUAGCUAGGAAAAAUGGUAUUAGGUUUGUAUCAAUGUUGUUUGCCAUUUUACCUUAUCUACUCAAACGUUGGUGAUUAUAGGAGAAGGGAAGCCAUGUACUUAGAAAUAAGCAGCAAGAUAAAUGUAACCUGGCACAUUAGGGAAGAAUAAAGUAUACAUCGUGCCGAACAACUGGGAAAAAAUGAAGUUUUCUUAACAAUUUAUAAGUUGACAUGGCUAUGCUGACUGAAUGUAACUCUCGGUGGAAUGUAGUACUUUAGUUUUUAUGAAACAAAUUUAGAAUUUAAUUUUAGGGUGAUGUUCCUUAAGAACAUAAUACAAAUACAAAAAAUACUUCCUACAGAUGCAUUCUUGUAUAGAAUGAGCUUUGAGAUGCUCAAAGCUCUCCAAACAUGGGUGUCUCACAACUUUCUAAUUGAAAUAAUUUUAAAAGCUGCAAUAAGUAGUAUCUUGAUAGGGGCUGCUGUUGAUGGGGGAAACUCACACCAUUUUAUUGUUCAGCCUCAGCUCCUAGCCUUUAAUUACAUCUACCUCUGUGGUGUUACACAACACACAAGAAAUAGGAGCAGGAGGGGACCAUAUGACCCGUUGAGCCUGCUCCGCCAUUCAGUGCGAUCAUAGCUGAUCUUGGUCCCUAACUCCAUUUUCACGCAUGUUCCCCAUUUCCUGUAAUUCCUUGCAAUACUCAAAAUCUGUCUAUUCCAGCCUUAAAAGUAUUCACUGAUGGAGCAUCCACAGCCCUCUGGGGUGGUGAAUUCAAAAUAUUCACAACCCUUUGAUUUCUCCUCAUCUCAGUCCUGUGCCCCCAUGUUUUAGAUUCCCUGACCAGCAGAAACAAUCUUUCACCGUCUACCCUAUCAAGCCCCUUCAGAAUUUUGUAGGUUUCAGUGAGAUCACCUCUCAUUCUCCUAAACUCUAGAGAACAUAAACUCAAUUUAUUUACCCUCCUCUCAUCAUAGCACAACCCCUUCCUCACCCUAGGGACCAAUUUAGUGAACCUUCAAUGUACCGCCUCAAAUGCAAGUAUGUCCUUUCUUAAAUGUGGAAACCAAAACUACGCACAGGGCAGUAUUCCAGAUGUGGUCUCACCAAAACCCUGUACAAUGGUAGUAAGGUUCCUUUACAUUUGUACUCCAAUCCCCUUGCAAUAAAGACCAAUAUGCCAUUUGCCUUCCUAAUUGCUUGCUGCAGCUGUAUGUUAACUUUCUGUAUUCCUUGUACAAACACACCUAAGUCUCUUCGAACAUCAACAUUUCCAAGAAUCACACCUUUUAAAAAAUAUUCUGC
This is a messenger RNA of Carcharodon carcharias (great white shark), 1675 nucleotides long. It is a transcript of the gene cfap144, whose product is annotated as family with sequence similarity 183 member A. The transcript is spliced from 5 exons. NCBI's taxonomy places the organism in Eukaryota, Metazoa, Chordata, Chondrichthyes, Lamniformes, Lamnidae. Bases 108 to 395 code for a protein of 95 amino acids. The record is from RefSeq and is a predicted model, not a curated record. Gene Ontology annotation, cellular component: ciliary base.